GCACGUUAUUCAGUGAGUUGGUCCAUUUCUUAAGGCAAUUGAAUCAGACAUGGCAAGUAUUCGAAUGAUAGAUAUAGCCGUCAACUUCACCGAUGGCAUGUUUAAGGGAAUCUACAACGGCAAGCAAUGUCACCUAUCAGAUAUUCCAACCGUUUUGACCAGGGCCUGGGCUGCUGGCGUCCACCGAAUUAUUGUAACUGGUGGGUCCCUUGAGGAAUCAAGGGAAGCGCUUGCAAUUGCAGAAACAGAUGGGCGACUUUUCUGCACAGUUGGGGUGCAUCCAACACGUUGCAAGGAAUUUGAGGAGAGUGGAGAUCCAGAAAAGCAUUUUCAGGCUCUUUUGACUUUAGCUAAAGAGGGAAUUCAGAAAGGAAAGGUGGUUGCAAUUGGAGAAUGUGGAUUGGACUAUGACAGGCUUCACUUUUGCCCAGCAGAGAUUCAAAAAAAGUAUUUUGAGAAGCAAUUUGAAUUAGCAUAUAUCACAAAACUGCCUAUGUUUUUGCACAUGCGAGCAGCUGCUGCAGAUUUCUGUGAAAUAGUGGAGAAAAAUAAGGACAGAUUCACUGCUGGAGUCACCCAUUCAUUUACUGGUAGUAUGGAUGAUAGCAUUAAGCUUCUCUCAUUUGAUAAAAUGUACAUAGGCAUAAAUGGGUGCUCUUUGAAGACAACUGAGAACCUUGAUGUUGUGAAAGGUAUUCCUGUAGAAAGACUGAUGAUUGAGACAGACUCACCAUACUGUGAAAUCAAGAAUACUCAUGCAGGAAUUGGUUUUGUUAAAUCUACAUGGCCUUCUAAGAAGAAAGAGAAGUAUGAUCAAGAAUUCAUCGUUAAAGGCCGCAAUGAACCUUGUUUAGUUAAGCAAGUUCUUGAGGUGGUUGCUGGUUGUAAAGGCAUCAAUGACGUGGCUAACCUCAGCAGAAUAUUGUACCACAACACUUGCAGGGUUUUUUUCCCUCAUGACCUGGAUUCUGCAGCUGAUGCUCUUCUAGAUGAUGGUAAUUCUUCAUAACAAACUUAGUGGUGACUUGGCUCUUCUCUUUGCUUUUAUUCGGAGCUGUUCUGCGGUCCAAGUCCUCAUUUUCUUGAGAAAGCUUUCUAGUGAACUUGAAGUGAAACUGAGAUUAUGUGUCCGGUCCGGUCCGGUCCCUUUCUCGGAAGUGACAGUUCAAGAACAGAUUUUGGAGGCCAGUCUGAAGAGUGUAUCACAAAUUGUUGAAUUCUAUUUUCAUGAACUUAUAAUGUACAAAACUACAAUACUAAACAGGAAGACCAAAGGAUCCGAUAAGCCGUGGUGAUGAUUAUGAUGGCAUGACUGAGUAAUCUAAGAGGGGGUGAUUGGAGGUCAGUCUGCAAUGCCUCGAAAAAUUGUAGUUGUUUUUCAUUUAUAUGUAUUAAUUUUCACUGUCAGCAUGAAUUCAAGGCUGGUAUAAGUGAUCAGUGUUACUCAAUAUCAUACUUUGUUUGAAAAUGUCAUUCAGCUAACUAGUUGAAGGGUGGAUAUUGUUCUAAAAGCGUGAUUUAAAAUUCCACCUCUUAUUUUUCGUUUCAUGAUACUUUUUUUUGUCAAAAAAAAAAAAAAAAACUCUAAUGCAAAAUUAACUGUCGUUG
Molecule: messenger RNA, 1608 nt
Organism: Abrus precatorius (Indian licorice)
Lineage: Eukaryota; Viridiplantae; Streptophyta; Magnoliopsida; Fabales; Fabaceae
Product: putative deoxyribonuclease TATDN1
Exons: 12
Coding region: 50-1009 (319 amino acids)
Cellular component (GO): cytosol
Molecular function (GO): 3'-5'-DNA exonuclease activity
Source: RefSeq, a predicted model, not a curated record